This is a messenger RNA of Sipha flava (yellow sugarcane aphid), 765 nucleotides long. Its product is annotated as zinc finger BED domain-containing protein 4-like. The coding region runs from base 1 to 765 and encodes 254 amino acids. The record is from RefSeq and is a predicted model, not a curated record. Lineage: Eukaryota; Metazoa; Arthropoda; Insecta; Hemiptera; Aphididae. The transcript is spliced from 2 exons.
AUGGUCAAAGCAAUUUAUGACCAGUUUGGUAGAGAUAAUCAUAUUCCUUGUUUUGCCCACACUAUUAAUCUUGUUGUUGAGAAUUCAAUCUCAAAUUCUGAGGAAUUCAAACAAUUAUUGUACAAAGUCAGAGAAGUAGUGAAGUACUUUAAACGAAGUACUUUAUCUUCUGAUGAAUUGAGAAAAUUGCAAAUAAAUGAAGGAAAAAAGGAAGGGAAUGUCCAUAAACUUAUUCUAGAUGUGAAGACAAGAUGGAACAGCACCUUUUAUAUGAUUGAUAGAUUUUUAGUAUUGUCUAAAUUCGUUUCCGAUGUCCUUCUAAAAAAACCAUUAGAUCCUGAAAUGCUCACAGCAAGAGAGCUACAACAAUUGCGUGAAACGAUAAAAUUACUACGGCCAUUUGAGAAAGUGACUCUAGAAAUAUCCGGUGAAAAAUAUGUUGUUAUCAGUAAAAUUAUGCCCCUUUUGAAUUGUGUUACCAUUGAGAUAGAGUCAAUACAACCUAACUUAGAUAUUGGAAUUGAACUAAAAAGAAACAUUAUCGCAGAAUUGAAAAAACGGUUUGGUAAAAUUGAAUUUUUAUAUAUGAUUCCUAUAGCUACAAUUUUAGACCCUAGGUUUAAAAAUUUGCACUUCAGAGAUCCUGUAGCCUGUCAAAAAGCCAUAGCAGAGGUAAAAAAGUUAGCAAAAAAUUCAGUACAGGACACAAGCUCAACUGAAUGUUCAAGUAUGGAUGAAGAACAGAAAACUGAUAAUUUUGAUUGA